This is a messenger RNA of Suillus paluster, 495 nucleotides long. RefSeq lists its product as uncharacterized. The record is from RefSeq and is a predicted model, not a curated record. The transcript has a single exon. NCBI's taxonomy places the organism in Eukaryota, Fungi, Basidiomycota, Agaricomycetes, Boletales, Suillaceae. The coding region runs from base 1 to 495 and encodes 164 amino acids.
AUGCCUCCGAAUCAUUCCCACUUCAAUAUGGUACCAGCCGAGUUGCUUGGUCGUCAAUCGCUAUUAGCAGCCCAUCAUCAACAACAACAAGCCAACGAGCAAGCGAAGAAACUGGCAGAAACACCUCUCGCCCCUGCAUCCAGUGGGCCUGUUGUCAACGUCAAUUUCCCUCCCGAGCUGUUCCAAGCUAUUCGAGGCCUUUCUGCACCUAUGGCACCUCAGUUUACAUUGCCAAAUCUUGCCCCUGCUGUACAUUCUGCUCCGUCGUUGCUAUCUCCUACACAACUUAUUUCUCCGGGACCUCGAAUGGCUCUCAUUGACUUCUGCUCGACAUAUGAGAUUUCCGAUACACUCCAGAAAAAACUGCUCGAACACGGCUUCAAUUCUUCGCACUCUUUUCGCCAUGUAACCAUUGAUGACUUGCAGAAGGCUGGCCUGCUUUGUGGGGAACUCGCAGAACUGAAAGAUGCCAUCUCGCAAUGGUGUGGGGAGUAA